This is a messenger RNA of Chenopodium quinoa (quinoa), 1096 nucleotides long. RefSeq names its product histidine-containing phosphotransfer protein 4-like. NCBI's taxonomy places the organism in Eukaryota, Viridiplantae, Streptophyta, Magnoliopsida, Caryophyllales, Amaranthaceae. Gene Ontology annotation, cellular component: cytoplasm; nucleus. Gene Ontology annotation, molecular function: protein histidine kinase binding; histidine phosphotransfer kinase activity. The record is from RefSeq and is a predicted model, not a curated record. Gene Ontology annotation, biological process: phosphorylation; phosphorelay signal transduction system; cytokinin-activated signaling pathway. The coding region runs from base 238 to 708 and encodes 156 amino acids. The transcript has 5 exons.
AAUGAUAGAAGUGCAAAAGAAGAUUCCAAUUUCAAGGCUAUUGUAACGUGGGUACAAAAGAAUCUGCUUGGUUGUUCAUAAGGAUAAGGAUAUUGACUGCUGUCUAUUCAUAUUCUCAGUCAGAAAGCAAAAUCUUGCAUCUCUGACUGCAUGCUGAAGAAUCAUAACUAUAUAAAUACUCGUAGCUCUUUGAUGUGUUUAGACAAUCCGUGCCUAGUAUCAAUUGGCUUAUAAGGCAUGUCCGUUGAGACCUGUGUUCAACUAUAUAAAUCUAGAAUGGAUACUCGGUCUUUGCAAGAGCAAAUUGUGCAAUUAAGGCGGUCUCUAUUUGACCAGGGAUAUCUUGAUGAGCAAUUUAUUCAACUAGAGGAAUUACAGGAUGAUGCCAACCCUGAUUUUGUUGAGGAGAUUGUAACCUCAUAUUACACUGAUUCAGUUAGACUGAUCCAAAACAUCGACCAAGCACUUGCAAAAUAUCCAUUUGACUUUGAGAAGCUGGACAACUACAUGCACCAGUUUAAGGGCAGUAGCUCAAGCAUUGGAGCUAAGAAAGUAGUACUCGAAUGCUCACAGUUCAGGAAAUAUUGUGCAGCAGGAAUAGCGGAAGGGUGUGUCAAGACUUUUCAGAUGAUAAAGCAAGAACAUGCGAUGUUGAGAAAGAAACUUGAGACUUAUUUUCAGAUGUUGAGCUCAGCUGGAGGGACUUAGGAAGGCACCUCGCAUCUGUUGUUGAGAUACACAUGUUGCUAUUAUGUAGUAUUCAGUAAUAAUGUUGUGCUAAAUUUAGUUGUAGAAGUAUGUAUGUACAUGAUAUGUUUGUCGUCUCCUAUGACUUAGCAGCGCAAUUAUAUAUAUACCAAUACAGCAGAAGAUGAAUGCAGAUUUGUUUUCAGCUGAUUUGAGUGUUACAUAAGGGGUUAUUCAUUCCUUUGUUAGAACUUAUAAGUAUAGUGUGAACGUUCAAAGUGCAUGUAUGUGAUUGAAUGUACUUUGAGUGAUAGUUUGUAAUGCGGUUAGCACGUCUCUUGCUACUCAUCUUAUGCUGCAUGUAGCAUGGAAUGUGCAUAGCAGUGUUGAAAAUUUGUUCACUUUUGUG